Hypanus sabinus (Atlantic stingray) is the source of this 5925-nucleotide messenger RNA. It is a transcript of the gene fam222ba, whose product is annotated as family with sequence similarity 222 member Ba. Bases 1199 to 2527 code for a protein of 442 amino acids. NCBI's taxonomy places the organism in Eukaryota, Metazoa, Chordata, Chondrichthyes, Myliobatiformes, Dasyatidae. The transcript is spliced from 2 exons. The record is from RefSeq and is a predicted model, not a curated record.
AUGCCAAGGGCCCUGCGUAUACAGUGCUCCUGAUGAAUAUUCCGAUUGGUGGAAGAGAGAUCCCGAUGAUCCUCUUGGUAGUGCUUAUGAUUCUUUGUAGAGUCCUGCAGCGAGAUGCCUUGCAAUUCCUAUUCCAGGCAGUGAUGCAGCUGGUCAGGACACUCUCAGUGAUGCUCUUGUAAUAAACCUGAUUCCAAUUCUCUCCUGCCUAUGGAAGUUGGUAAUGGACCAAUAAAAGAAAUCUUCAAACUGUUCUCUCCUCAGACACAACCCGACCUUUCUGAGCUACUUAAAACUCUCAAUGGUCACACCUCUGAUGGAAGGGCACAGGCUUGAAACAUUAACUCUUGGAUUCUCUCUUCAUAUAUGUUGCUUUCCCUGUUCUUUAUUGCCAGCAUGUUUCUGUUUUUUUAAUUUCCGUGCCCUUGGUCGAUAAGACUUUGUGUUGGUUUGAUGAAUAACAAUCUAUGCUCUUGCAGACUCAGGAGGAGAUCAAUUCUAGAUAAUGAUUCACUUUCUCAUAAAUGAGCACUACUGGUCUCCAGGUCAGUGCUUGAGUUUUCACAUGACCACCACUGUCUUCUCUUGCUUACGUCAUCUUCUCUGCAGUCUUUAAUACCUCCUGCUCUUCUGCUUUAUCACAGACCUUUCCUCUUCUUUGUGUUGUUUCUUCAGAUAUUUUAUUUAGAGAUACAGCACAGUAGCAGGCCCUUGCAGUCCAACGAGCCUGUGCCACCCAAUUACACCAUGUAACCAAUUAACCUGCUAACCUCUACGUCUUUGGAAUGUGGGAGGAAACUGGAGGAACCCAGUGCAGUUAAAGAUUUGCUUUAUUUGUCACAUGUAUAUACCUGGAAGCAUACAGUGAAACAUUCAUGGGGAGAACGUGCAGACAGUGGCAGAAUUGAACCCACGUCACCGCUGCUGUAAUAAAAUUCACGUUAACCACUAAGCUAUUGUGCUACGUAAAAGGUCAUGGAAUGGAUUUUAUCUCGACACAUGCUACUGAUUUUCAAAAUCAGUGGUACUUCACUUGUGUAUUUUCAACAUUUUAAAAAAUUAAAGUUGGAGAAAAGGAGGACCACCUGCUUCUCACCAGGCUCAUUUCUGUACAGACCUCUACACUCAAGAUGGGAAAAAAUACUGCAGGUGCUGGAAAUUUGAAGAAAGAAUCACUGAAGGGGAAAAGACACAAAAGAUGAGAUCAGCACAGUACCCAACCCCAGCAGAAUUGGACGCGUAUGCUAAGAAAGUUGCCAACAACCCACUGACUAUAAAAAUCUUCCCAAACAGCGUCAAAGUACCGCAGAGAAAACACCUCCGCCGUACGGUAAAUGGUCUAGACACUUCAGGCCAGCGGUUCAGCCCUUACCCCCCUCAAGCCGGUUCUAACCGUGGUCUGCUCGCAAUAGUCAAGCUACCAGCAAAAAGGAUUGUGAAGGACUUUGACGGAACCCGUGCGAGGCUGCUGCCGGACAUCACCAUGAAUCCUCCGUCAGCACCCUACGCUGCACCUAGCACUUUAACCCACCCACAGAAUGCGCUGCUGCAGCCUGGUUUACACGGAUACCGGAAGGUGCGUCAGGAUGGGGACGCUCCCCCCAAUGUCACGGUGUCUACCUCAACUAUUCCGCUCUCCAUGGCCGCGAGCCUGCAGCAGAACAGGCCUUCUGACCUGAACAGCAUUGUACACCAGAUAUACCAGAUGUGCCAGGCCAGCGCGGGCCUCACCACUACCUCGGUCUGUGAGGGCCAGAUCGCCAACCCCAGCCCCAUCAGCCGAAACGUCCUGAUCCACGCCAGCACCCGGGUGUCCGGCCAUGCCCUGUCCGCCCACCUGCCCCCCUGUAUCGUAAACCCAGGUGACCCCGCCGUUGCCAUGACGUCUGUCGCCCCCGGUGGCAUUGCAGUGGGCAGCGUGGGUAGGAUGCAAGCGGCCUACCAGAGUGACAUAGACUCUGCCACUUGGCACCAGCACCAACUGGCGCAGUUACAGCACGCGGGCAGGGAUGCUGCAGGGGCAGGGCACCCCACUAAGCUCCAGAGGGACGUUGCCGGACCUGGCUUCGCCACCAAGACACUGGGCUACCCUGUGGAGCUGUGCCCGGGCCAGCCUUACAAUCUGAAGGUUUCCGGGGAUAAGCUGUCUCCGUCACCUCCAGUCAAUGGGGCGCAGGGGUCUCUGCCCUUCCCCAACGGGCAGUACUUCCAACCGAUGUGGAACAACAUCCUUCCGACGCCCAACAGUGACAGCUCAGGGUCCCAGGACCUCGCGAUGGCAUUUCACGGAGGAGCCUCGGGGCCAGCGGACUGCCUGGCAGCCACUCACUUCCGGGCCGGAGCUGGUUCCUCCGGCCAAACGAAUGUCCUGCAGACUGCGGAGUACCUGGGAGCAGAAUACCAGAACUCCUGCUUCAGAGACCAGACUAUGGGGAUGCUGGGCAAGAUGCACAGGCUACCCAUCAGCCGAGGCCCAGAACCAAAUGUUAACCAGAGUAGUCAUAUUCACCAUCCCGUGUACAGAUGAGAUGGUGCCCUGUGAAUCUGGCGCUCGAGUAGUCUUAACAUCAGUUUUGGAUAAUAUUCUUUUGCGUUGUUGCUGUUUGAUUGCCAAACUUGUCAGUGAUAUCCAUUUUUGUUUUUAGGGAUGAAUUAUUGCAAACAUCAUUUUCGAGGGAAGAUAUUUAUCGAAAUUGAAGUCUGCAGAUCUCACCACCAUCUUGAUGCACAGAUUAGAAACCAUUUUCAGUGACAGAUUUUGAGGGGGAGAGGACCAAAAUGCAAAGCGGAUGCACUCUUGCAAUGAGUCUUUAUGCCAGCUCCUUGAUUUGAAAAGUUGAUUUGGAAUUAUCUGGUAUGUGUGCACCCAUCCCUUAGUGGAGUUAUGGGCUUCAGUUCCUGCGUAUAGACACAAGAGAUUCUGCAGAUGCUGUAUAUCCAGAGAUACACACACACAAACUGCUGCAGGGCCUCACUCAUCAGGUCAGGCAGCAUCUAUGAAAAUGAAUAAACAAUUGACAUUUCAGGCUGAGACCUUUCAUCAGGACUGGAAAGGAAGGGUGAAGAAUUUUGAAGGUAUGAGAGUGUUCCCGUGAACAGUUCCCACUGGCCUGCUCGUCAUCAUGCAGAGAUCCAGCAAAUAUGCAUGCGUGCUGUAGGUGUGUGGCUGGCAGGCUCUGGGCAAUCUGUGCUCUUCACAAUCCCCCCCCCCCCCCCACCCUCAACAUCUUGUGCCUCGUGCACCGCAGGUUUGCUGCAACCAUUAUAAUCUGAACUGCAGAGCUCUGUUUAACUCUGAUGAAUGAUCCAAUUGCAAAGCUCUCACCAUGAGAGAAAAUUUUCACUGUGAAAUUUAUGGGCCAAGAAGUGACAGAUUGCAAACUCACUUAAAUGUGCAGCACUGCAUUUAUUUUCUCUCCACACAUCAUACAUUUGUAAAACAGGAGGGGCGCUCCCUGCAGGUAAUAGUGCAGUCUGACUAUUAUGAUAAUUUAUUUAAAGCCCUUUUGCUUUUUUUGCUCCUCUGGGUCUCUGCAUUUCGUUUGCUUUAGUGGAGAGAGCCAGAGGACAGAUAAAAGAGAUUAGGCAAGAGAGGUUGUCUGAGUUCCCACUGAGAGGCCGUUAUGUGGAGUCAGAAGCUUCACAGCACAGGAGGAGACUUACUGCACAUCUUGUCCUCACCUGACUCUUGUGGCGGCAUUCUACCUAUUUUAUUCCAAUAAUUUUGCCCCGCCCCCUCUUCCCAUUCCACAUUCCAGCUCCCCUCUCUUCUUCUCAUCUCUCUCUGAUGUCCCUCCUCCUUCCCUUUCUUGCAUGGUCCACUGUCCUCUCCUAUCAGAAUCCUAUCCUGAUGAAGGGUCUCAGCCCGAAAUUUUGAUAGCUUAUUCCCCUCCAUAGAUGCAGCCUGACCUGCUGAGUUCCUCCAGCAUUUUGUAUGUGUUGCUCUGGAAAUGCUCUGGUUGGGCAAAAUCUCAGAAAUGUUACAAAAAGGUCAUCAACGUGAAGUGUAAAGCAUGUCACUGCAGAUGGUGGCUGAUGGUUUUACUUUACAUUCUGUAUCUGCGCAAUAUUUUAGUGAUGGAUCAGACCUAAUCUUGGUUGUACUGUUAAGACACCCCGGCUACAAACACUGACUUGCACUAUUAGAAUUCCAGCUCUAGUUUCUCCAUAGUGACACCUGCUGGUGAGAACCUCAAAAUACAUUCAUUUUCUUGCUACUAACGUAUUUACAGGAAAAGGAGAAAAAGAAAGGGAUAUAAUAGAAGAACCUGGCCUUUGACUGUUUUAGACUUAACUGCAAAGCCCAAAAUGCAGUAGUCAAAUGCCACUUGUCUGGUUCAAGAGCAGGAGAAUGACCACAGGUUACCACUGCCUUCAAACAUCCAACACAAACUUAUUUCAGCAAAAGGAGGGAAAAAAUUUGAGGAGAGAAUUUUUAAACUUUCUAACUACAAGGUAUGGUGUCAACUGCAGAAACAACAUAGUAUUUUUUCCAUCAUCUUCUAUCCCUUCCUAAAAUUUAAUGGGUCAGUAGAUUAUAUAUUAUGGUGUUGUUAAGCGCCUGUGCACGGGGUGGUUCUCUUAAAUCUCAUGCCCUCAUAAUCCUUCCCAUCACCUGCUGGUCCUGAAUGUAAAGGAGAAAACUUUCAACAACAAAUGGAUUUAAUCACAGUCACGUUUGGCAGCAAGAGCAGUAAAUGUGUUUUAUUUUACUUUUCCAUACACUGGCUGAAUAUUGCUAUACUACUGUAACUUUAAAAAAAAACGGUGUAAUGAUUCUGUAAGAAUGUUGCCUGUUUUGUGAGGGUCCGAGUGUCAGUUGCGUAUGAGUGCUGUCAUUGCCAUCUGCGAGUCAUCAGUUUCCCUUAAAGCUCAUCGAAAAGCCUUAAGUCUUCGCUCUCCCUGGUCCUCGUAAAAUGAACACGGUUUGAAGGUGGAAAGUCAGCAUUGUUUUCAGCACGCAGCUGCUGUUGGAUAACAAUCAUGCUCAAGAAACAGGAAAAUAAGACAGAGUUUUUUUAUUCUGUGUAGUUCAGGGCUGUAACCAGUUCAAACAACCCCUCUCCUGAAUCUCCAAGGCUUUAAAACUUUACUGAGGGUGACUAGAUAUGUGAUAAAUGUAUUUGUGAUUGGAAUGUGUUAAUUGGGUUAGGGUUAUUUCAUCGGAGUUGCUGCACAAACGUUUAUUGAAUGCGGUGCCUAUAUAAAGAAGCAUCUGAUGAUAUUUGUGGGUAUUGGCUAAUCGGCAACUGUACAACAUAAUCCUGUUGUUCUUCCUGGUUGUCUGUUCUGCCUCGCCCUCCUUUAUCAGCCCCCUCCCACCAGUAAAUGUAAUAUUGAUCUUCUGGUUGCCUCCCUUCUUCCCCAUCCCAGUGGGAGUAACAAACAAACUGUCCCCUAUUCCAAACUGAAAUUAAUUUUCUUAAACUCCCACCAUGCUUCUUGCUGUACUUGCUAGGAAUUGGCUUUCUAUUAAAAAGCUUUCUAAGGUCCACAUUCUUGUGUCUGCAUUUGGAACGAAACCAGACAGGGCUCCUUAUUUAAGAAUUCCCUAAUGACCCACAAUGCCCACUGAUUACAAUAAUCAUGACCAAAGUCAUUGGCCUUGCAUAGUAAUUUGAACAGUAUAUCCCUUUUCGCAGACCCAGUGCAAAAACAGUUACACCAAUUUCUUUUAUAAGUUGGGGAAUUUUUUCUUUUAUUAAAGAUUUUCUGAUAAUUUGAAACAGAAAUUUCACUUAUAGCAAGUAGAUUUCAGUAAGUUGUGACUUACGUUUUGCUACUCAAGAACAAUGACUGGUUAUGCCUUCCCAUUUUUGACCGUGGGUAAGAAGUGAAUUACUGGUGUGUACCAGUCUUGGUGGCAUUAGGCUGGCAAGCUGAGUAAAGGACUGAUCAGGUACUCUUUCCUGAGCUAAGUAAGCA